Molecule: messenger RNA, 3141 nt
Organism: Lagopus muta (rock ptarmigan)
Lineage: Eukaryota; Metazoa; Chordata; Aves; Galliformes; Phasianidae
Gene: SMO
Product: smoothened, frizzled class receptor
Biological process (GO): smoothened signaling pathway; commissural neuron axon guidance; central nervous system development
Cellular component (GO): cilium; plasma membrane; dendrite
Molecular function (GO): transmembrane signaling receptor activity; patched binding
Source: RefSeq, a predicted model, not a curated record
AUGGCGGGCCCCGGGGCCGCUCCGCCGGGCUCGGGGGCUCCGUGCGGGCCGUGGGGCGGGGGCGGCCCGUGCUGGCUGUGGGCGCUGGCGCUGGGCCUGGCGCUCGGUCCCCGCCGCUGCCCCGCGGCGCCGCUCAACGCUUCGGCCGCUCCUCCCGAGCGCUGCCGGCGGCCCGCGGCCUGCGAGCGGUUGCGCUUCGGCUCUUGCCUGGGCUCCGCGCUGCCCUACGCGCAAACAUCCACGCUGCUGGCUGCAGACUCGGGAUCGCAGGAGGAGGCGCACGGAAAACUGCUGCUGUGGUCCGGGCUGCGCAAUGCACCGCGCUGCUGGGACGUGAUCCAGCCGCUGCUGUGCGCCGUCUACAUGCCCAAAUGUGAGGAUGGUCAGGUGGAGCUGCCCAGUCAGACCCUGUGCCAGGCCACACGUGCACCCUGCACCAUCGUGGAGCGCGAGCGCGGCUGGCCCGACUUCCUCAAGUGCACUCCUGACCGCUUCCCUGAGGGCUGCCCGAACGAGGUGCAGAACAUCAAGUUCAACAGCUCAGGGCAGUGCGAGGCGCCGCUGGUUGCAGCGGACAACCCCAAGAGCUGGUAUGAGGAUGUGGAGGGCUGCGGAAUCCAGUGCCAGAACCCUCUGUUCACGGAGACGGAGCACCGUGAGAUGCACGUCUACAUCGCCGCCUUCAGCUCCGUCACCAUCUUCUGCACCUUCUUCACCCUGGCCACCUUCGUUGCCGACUGGAGGAACUCCAACCGCUACCUACCUCCCGCCGUCAUCCUCUUCUACGUCAACGCCUGCUUCUUUGUGGGCAGCAUCGGCUGGCUGGCGCAGUUCAUGGACGGUGCCCGAGAUGAGAUCGUGUGCCGUGCCGACGGCACCAUGAGGCUGGGGGAGCCCACCUCCAACGAGACGCUCUCCUGCGUCAUCAUCUUUGUCAUCGUCUACUACUCGCUGAUGUCGGGUGUCAUCUGGUUUGUCAUGCUGACCUACGCCUGGCACACGUCCUUCAAGGCGCUGGGCACCACCUACCAGCCGCUGCUGGGCAAGACCUCCUACUUCCACCUCAUCACCUGGUCCAUCCCUUUUGUGCUCACCGUGGCCAUCCUGGCUGUGGCACAGGUGGAUGGUGACUCUGUCAGCGGUAUCUGCUUUGUGGGUUACAAGAACUAUCGCUACCGCGCUGGCUUCGUCCUGGCACCCAUCGGGCUCAUCCUCAUCGUCGGGGGCUAUUUCCUCAUCCGGGGGGUUAUGACGCUCUUCUCCAUCAAGAGCAACCACCCUGGGCUGCUGAGCGAGAAGGCUGCCAGCAAGAUCAACGAGACCAUGCUGCGUCUGGGCAUCUUCGGGUUCUUGGCCUUUGGCUUCGUCUUCAUCACUUUUGGCUGCCACUUCUACGACUUCUUCAACCAGGCAGAGUGGGAGCGAAGCUUUCGGGAAUAUGUCCUGUGCGAGGCCAACGUGACCAUCGCCACGCAGACCAACAAACCCAUCCCAGAGUGUGAGAUCAAGAACCGUCCAAGCCUGCUGGUGGAGAAGAUCAACCUCUUUGCCAUGUUUGGCACCGGCAUCUCCAUGAGCACCUGGGUCUGGACCAAGGCCACCCUGCUCAUCUGGAAGCGCACUUGGUGCAGGCUGACAGGGCAGAGCGACGACCAGCCCAAGAGGAUCAAGAAGAGCAAGAUGAUUGCCAAAGCCUUCUCCAAGCGUAAGGAGCUGCUGCGUGACCCGGGCCGAGAGCUGUCCUUCAGUAUGCACACCGUCUCGCACGACGGUCCCGUGGCUGGUUUGGCGUUUGACAUCAAUGAGCCAUCAGCUGAUGUGUCCUCUGCGUGGGCUCAGCACGUCACCAAGAUGGUGGCCAGGAGAGGGGCCAUCCUGCCCCAGGACGUCUCUGUUACACCAGUGGCAACACCUGUGCCACCGGAGGAGCGGAGCAACCUCUGGGUGGUGGAGGCCGACGUCUCCCCAGAGCUGCAGAAGCGCAGCCGUAAGAAGAAGCGGAGGAAGAAGAAAAAGGAGGAGGUGUGCCCUGAGCGCCGCGCCGGGCUCUCUGUGGCCCCCCGGGCCCCCAGCUCCGUGCCUCACCUGCCCCGGCUGCCCCAGCAGCCCUGCUUGGUGGCCAUCCCCCGGUGUAGAGGGGACACCUUCAUCCCUGCUGUCCUCCCGGGCCUCCCCAACGGUGCUGGGGGGCUGUGGGAUGGCCGGCGUCGAGCCCACAUCCCCCACCUCAUCACCAAUCCCUUCUGCCCCGAGAGUGGCUCUCCAGAGGAUGAGGAGAGCCCCGGUCCCAGCGUCGGGCACUGGCAGCAAAAUGGGGGCCCUCGAUGGCCCCCUGAGCCCCUUCCUAGUGGCAGUGGGGUGACGAGGACUCGGGGCAGACGCGCCGGCUUGGCUCCCAUCCAUUCCCGGACCAACCUGGUGAACGCGGAGCUGCUGGAUGCCGACUCAGAUUUCUGAGCCCUGCACGAUGCUGGGGACAGCGGAGCCCACCGGCAUCCAGGUAGCCCCAAGGGAACGCUGGAGCCCAACCAACACCAGGGUCAAGCCCAGCGUCGUCCGGAUGGAUUUGAUGCUCAUCCCAACCCACCAGCGGGAUUUGAGGAUGGGAGAAGAGAAACUGGUUGGAGCAGCACCCCUCGAAGGCUCUGCCAGGAUUUAGGGGUGAGGGGGACACUCCCUCACACCCCCAAUGGUGGUAGGCAGGUUAAGGUGUUGAUUUCAAUCCCCACACGUGGACUGCUCUGCCGCCCCACGGCUAGAUGGUACGUAGAGCUUCCCAACACUUUUACGGUGCCAGUAGGGUUUUUAAACAAUUAUUUUUGUAUUCUUUGUAAUACACCGAGACGUGGCGGCCCUGCACGGGGUGCAGCAGCAUCCCCAUUUUUCGGGCUCUGCUGCAGGGAUCCCAAAGUGCCUUCCUUCCAGAUCCCCUUUGCCGUCUUGGGUGCACCAACCCCCUGAGCAAAGCCUUUUUUUUAAACUGUUUUUUUUUAAAGAAAAAGGAACAAAUUGUAUCCGAGCCCUGACGUAGGAGGACACCUGUCCUUGCUGGUGCUUUAUAUCUCCCCCUUAGUCCUGUAAAUGUCUUUUGAGUGUUUAUUAAAUCCCGGUAGGCUCACGGCUUUCUCCCUCCCCCCUCCC